This is a messenger RNA of Coniosporium apollinis CBS 100218, 1380 nucleotides long. RefSeq lists its product as uncharacterized. Gene Ontology annotation, molecular function: alpha-1,3-mannosyltransferase activity; GDP-Man:Man(1)GlcNAc(2)-PP-Dol alpha-1,3-mannosyltransferase activity. NCBI's taxonomy places the organism in Eukaryota, Fungi, Ascomycota, Dothideomycetes. The transcript is spliced from 3 exons. The coding region runs from base 1 to 1380 and encodes 459 amino acids. The record is from RefSeq and is a predicted model, not a curated record.
AUGGCGAACAAGAGGUUGAACAUUGUGUUCUUCCACCCCGAUCUCGGCAUCGGUGGCGCAGAGCGUCUUGUCAUCGAUGCCGCCGUCGGACUGCAGAAGCUAGGCCACACAGUGACCAUAUUUACCUCCCACUGCGAUCCCAAGCACUGCUUUGACGAAGCUCGCGACGGAACCCUCGACGUCCGCGUCCGUGGCAACACCCUCGUCCCGCCCUCCCUCCUUGGCCGCUUCGCGAUCCUGUGCGCCAUUCUCCGUCAGCUGCAUCUGAUACUGCAGAUCUCGGUCUUCUCGUCCGAACUCAGCAGGCUGCAGUCGACGGUCUUCUUCGUUGACCAGCUGAGCGCCGGAGUGCCCUUGCUGCGCCUGCUGCAGCCUAACGCGAGGGUCCUCUUCUACUGCCACUUUCCUGAUAAGCUUCUAGCCAAGAAAGGCGGAUGGGUCAAGAGCUUCUACCGCGCGCCAUUUGACUGGCUUGAGAGUUGGAGCACGGGAUGCAGUGACUCGAUUGUCGUCAAUAGCAAGUUUACGAGAAGCGUGUUUGGGGAUGCCUUUCCCGGCCUAUGGGGCAGACAGCCGGCGGUUAUCUAUCCAUGCGUGGAUGUGAAGUCCGACGAUGACGCUGAGAAGCUGGACAAGGGGUUGUGGAGUGGGACGAAGGUGCUGCUUAGCAUAAAUCGGUUUGAGCGCAAGAAGGAUGUUGGAUUAGCGAUACGCGCGUUUGCGGGACUGAGUGAAGGGGAGAGGGAGGGCACGAGGCUUGUUAUUGCUGGCGGCUACGACCAGCGCGUCCACGAAAACAGCUCCUACCACACCGAACUCUGCACCCUCGCCGAAUCUCUAGGUCUCAAGGUCGCCACCGCCAGGACCGUCGUCAGCGCUCUCGCGAUUUCUCCAGACGUCCAGGUGCUCUUCCUGCUCUCUGUGCCGAACACGUUCAAGUCCACGCUUCUGCGCUCCUCACGACUGCUCAUCUAUACCCCGCGCAACGAGCACUUCGGCAUCGUGCCGCUCGAGGCGAUGCUCGCUGGCAUACCGGUGCUUGCGGCUAAUGAGGGCGGCCCAACUGAGACGGUGGUGGAUGGGGAGACGGGCUGGCUGAGGGAUGUGGGGAAGUUGGAAGAGUGGACAGAGGUCAUGAGACAAGUUUUGGUUGAGGGGGACGCGGAGGGAAGCUUAAAGCGGAUGGGACAUAAGGGGCGGGAGCGAGUCAAAGCUGAGUUCUCCAAAGAGAAGAUGGCGGAGCGCUUGCAGCAAGAGAUAUCUGACAUGAUGAGCAGGCCACGGAAGCCCCGUAUUGGCGUUACUGCGGUGGUCAUCGUGGCAGGGCUUGUUGGGGCUUUGGUAGGCUUGAUAGCUUGGAUAGUUGUCUACGCGCUCUGA